Molecule: messenger RNA, 1026 nt
Organism: Paramecium octaurelia
Lineage: Eukaryota; Ciliophora; Oligohymenophorea; Peniculida; Parameciidae
Source: the annotation of a GenBank genome assembly
AUGACGGAACAAUAUAUUAUUGAUUCAGAAAUUAUAGAGGAUGAUGUUGAUCGGCCAGUCUCUGUUUACAACCUAAAUGUUUGCUCCAAGGAAGACAUUGAUUUUAGACUCCAAGAUUGCUAAUUGAACGAGCCUGAUAUUUAAGAUUUAGAGUAAAAAAUGAAUAAUCUAAUUUAUAAUUCUUGUGGUUUUAAAAAAGGAUUGAUAAAACCUAAGAAAGAAGAAUAAUAACACUCGGUCAUAGUCUCAACAGACAAUAGAUCUAAGAAUGAAUUGCUAUCUUUUAAAAAGCCGACUUAACCUAUCCAAUAAUUAUCCGUAAUUUCCAAUGGGGAUCAAUCCUCAUUGUUUUCAAGAAAGGAAACAGUUCCAAAAAUUAAUUUUGUCGGCGAAAUGAAAGAGAGCUUGAAUCAAAAUACAACAGUAGAUUUGAGAAAAAAUCUAAAACUCCACACUCACGGACCAUUUGAUGUAACUAAAUUAAAAGAUGGUUUAUCUCCUGCUGUUAACAAUCGAUUUUCCUCCAAAAAGCAAUCCCAAUUCUCACAAAGAUCACAUGAAACCUUUAAUUCAUAUUUGGAGUUAUCUUAUAAUUAAACCUAACAGAUACCAUCAUAAAAUUCAAUCAAUUAUCAAGACACAAGAAAAGAGAGAUCGAAAAUUGCAAAGACAACUGUUAAAUUGCUACAAAACCAAAAAAAUUAGAAACUCAGAAUUUCAUAACAAGCCAACUCUCAAAGGACAUCUCAGCUAUCCUUAUUGCAAUUAGAAUAAGAUGGAGUCAGAGGUAGAUCAUAAAGUUCAGUUUCAACUCCAAAAAGUAUCUUAAAGAAUCCUUCACUACAAAACUCUCAGUUGGAAAUUGUAAGCAGAUUAAGUUUCUAAAGUAGGCUUAGUUUUUCAAGUCUAAACAUAACUGGCUAAUAAUCUCCUAAAAAAUAACAAACAAGCUCUUAAUCUCCUGCAAAAAAAGUUAAAUUUUGUUUAACUAAAAAGCAAGCAAGAAGAGAAAACAUUCCCUGUUGA